Molecule: messenger RNA, 1639 nt
Organism: Micropterus salmoides (largemouth bass)
Lineage: Eukaryota; Metazoa; Chordata; Actinopteri; Centrarchiformes; Centrarchidae
Gene: arl11
Product: ADP-ribosylation factor-like 11
Exons: 5
Coding region: 359-838 (159 amino acids)
Biological process (GO): vesicle-mediated transport; intracellular protein transport
Cellular component (GO): cytoplasm
Molecular function (GO): GTPase activity; GTP binding
Source: RefSeq, a predicted model, not a curated record
UUCAUUCAGAUCUAGGAUGUGUUAUUUUAGUGUUCCCUUUAUUUUUUUGAGCAGUGUACUUUACGUUCAUGGUUUUACACUGCGAGCUUCAUGGGAGCUGCUGGGGGGGCGUGUCACCUGAAAGCUGCCGGCUGUUUGUUAUUUCCUUUUAAAUCCUGUCUCAUCUGGCCCGUGUUCACCUGUGUUAGAGACAUUUGCUCUGUCGGCUGCUGGAAGUCCCCGAGUUUCAGGUUAAACACUGCGUCUGGACACGCCGCUACACGAAAAUGCUGUCAGACCGGUCUCACAGUCACAUGACCUGCUCUGAUUGGCUGAAAGAACCUGGACACACCUGAGAGAAGUUGGAGAGGUGAUCCUGAUGGGUUUGGACUCGGCUGGGAAGUCGACUCUGCUGGCUAGACUGCUGACCGGACAGGUAAUGGAGACGUCCCCGACCAUCGGGUUCAACGUAGGAACUCUGGACCUGGACAAGAAGACAUCUCUGACUGUGUGGGACGUCGGAGGACAGAAGAGCAUGAGAUCCAACUGGAGGUACUACCUGAAUGACUGCAAGGCUCUGGUGUUUGUAGUGGACAGCAGUGAUUCUACCCGGAUCCGGGAGGCCCAGGAAGUCCUGAAGAAGGUCCUGGGUGACGAGAAGGUACGAGGCAUCCCUCUGAUGGUUCUGGCCAACAAGAUGGACCUGCCGAACUCCAUGAGCAUAGAAGAGAUCUCCAAACACCUGGAUCUGCCACGUUACAGUGACCGGCUGUGGGAGAUCCAGGCCUGCAGCGCUCUGCAGGGACUCGGCCUCCAGCAGGCCUUCAUGUCUGUCAGCAAACUCAUCAAGAAGAGCUGAUGAGGAGGAGGAGGAGGAGCAGGAGGAGGAGCAGCAGGAGGAGGAGGAGGAGCAGGAGGAGGAGCAUCAGCAGGAGCAGGCGGAGCAGGCGUCAGGUUGGCUCAGCUUUCUGUGGCAGUGUUUAAUAUCAGACUCACCGGUCCGUCCUGAGCGGUAGCCGUUUGCUUAACACCGGUGCUGGUCUAUGAGAGAGCGGCGUCUCUUGAUGUUUUUGUAUUGAACCCGAGGAUGUGGUCUGGGGUUCUUGUGAGUUCUGGACUCGUAGGUGGUUGACCAGCUGAUGACAUGUUGUGAUGCCCUGACUGGACUCUCUGACCCGCCUCCUGAUGAACGUGGCUGGUUGAUCAGGUCUGAAGGACUCGUGCUAACAGACGUGUGAUGUUGAAGUGUGUAGCCUCACGUGCCUCAGUGAGCUGAAUGUGAAUCCUCGGUUCGUACUCAGCCUGUGGGGCUAAAGGUGGAUAAUAAAGACAUUAUCAUUAAACUGGCGGUCACACCUUUAUUGUUUCAGCCAAUCAAAACACACUUUAAUUUUUACAUGAUCUCAGAGUCACUGUUCAGUCUGGACGGCAGAAGGUCUGGUUCUAAAAGGGGAAAAGUGUACCUGGGGUCCUUAGGGUCCUGAUCCUGAGCCUGAUCAGAACUAAUAGAGAUAAUAAUGGAUCGUUUGUGUGAAGGUGUGAAACAAUGUUAACAGUUCUGUUGCUUUAAUAGAGGAGAACCAGACCAUCAGGAACCUGAAGAACCUUCCUGCUGAUCAGUUCGAUCCGACCGAUCGUUGAUCCCAGCCGAGCUGAACUC